AUGAGGCUGAAUCGCAACAUUGACCUAUUACAUCAGAAAUUUAUACUAGAUUGUGCAAGUGCAAACAUAGGCCCUACACUGACUUUUAAGUUACUGAAUGAGGUUCUUGGUGGGCUGGAUUAUGUUGGUUGCACGGUUGUAGAAAUUAGAAACUAUAGGCGCGACUUGAGAGCAUAUACUAGUGGGGCAGGUGCACAAAUGGUACUUAAUGAGAUGAGCCGGAAGAAAGAGAAUUGUCCAGCAUUCACCUAUGAUUUGGAGGUGAACUCUAAGGAUAUGCUCACUCGUCUUUUCUGGUGUGACCCCAUUGCUAAGAAGAAUUUCCAUCUCUACGGUGAUAUAGUAUCGUUUGACACAACCUAUUCAACUAAUAGGUACUGCAUGAUAUCUGCACCGUUCACAGGAAAAGACAACCAUGGGAGACCUAUAGCAUUUGGUGCAGGCUUAUUAUCUAAAGAAAAUGCUAAUUCCUUCACAUGGUUGUUUGAACGUUUUGUCAAAUGUAUGGGUUCUGCACCAAAAUUGAUCAUUACUGGUCAGGAUUUGGGAAUGAAGGUUGCUGUGGAAAGAGUCCUUGUUGAUACAAGACAUCGAUGGUGCAUGUGGCACAUCAUGUUCAAGGUUGUGGAAAAGUUACCAAAGAAUCUACUUGGCAAUGAAGACUUGAAAAAGGAGUUAAACAAUUGUGUGUGGUCUGAGUUGAUAGAGCCUGAAGAAUUUGAUGAAGAAUGGAAUAAAGUAAUGGAAAAAUAUGGGCUUAAGGACAAUGAGUGGUUUUCCUCGAUGUUAAACCUCACGGAAAUUUUGGGUAUGUAUCCUUCUUUGGAAACAUAUUUUCUAUACGCUGAAGUGCCUGCAUUCUUUAGGGAUUUUCCAAUGAAUUCACUAAUAAAGACCACAUCAAUAUCUAAAUCUCAAAACAUAUUCUUCAAGAGGUACUCCAAGUCUCGUUCUAAUCUUGUUGAAUUUCUUAUGAAUUACAACAAUGCAUUGGAUGGCCAAAGGAGCAACAACAAUAGGCUAGAAUACUUGGAUUUUAACACAAUUCCAACUUUGAAAACAAAUUCAGCCCUCGAGAAGCAUACUUCGACAAUAUAUAGUGAUAGUGGUUUCAAACUAAUUCAAAGUGAGAUUGAGGAAGCAGUUGACAAUGUCACUAUGGUGACAGUGUCAAACAUUGGUGAGAAUGAGAUUUAUGUAGUCAACGAAAAGUUCUCGAAGAACUGGACUGUGUCAUACUCCACAUCUUUUGAUUCAUAUGCAUGUAGUUGUAAGAUGAUUGGGAGGAUUGGGCUUGUAUGCAGUCACAUUUUUUGGGUCUUGAGAAACAAAAAAGUGAAAUUAAUCCCUAAUGAGUUACAUGGAGAACGCUGGUUGAAGUCUAAAUUUGUCAAGGAUGUGGAUUGUAGGUUUGAUGAUGAUAUUGAAACAUUUAUUGUUGUGGAUGAGACGAAGCAGGAGAUAGGGAUAUGCAUGGAGAUUUUUAUGAUAUUGCACGGCUUAUUGAAUGAGAUGGUGAUAAAAUUCGAGCAUAUAGACAAAUUAUGGCUGAAGGGAGAAAAGAAGUACUUGGUGAGGGAAAUGUGUUGUCAAUUAGUGAAAAGAGAUUAA
Messenger RNA from Salvia splendens (bonfire salvia), 1611 nucleotides. Its product is annotated as protein FAR1-RELATED SEQUENCE 5. The transcript has 3 exons. NCBI's taxonomy places the organism in Eukaryota, Viridiplantae, Streptophyta, Magnoliopsida, Lamiales, Lamiaceae. The coding region runs from base 1 to 1611 and encodes 536 amino acids. The record is from RefSeq and is a predicted model, not a curated record. Gene Ontology annotation, molecular function: zinc ion binding.